Molecule: messenger RNA, 1710 nt
Organism: Propithecus coquereli (Coquerel's sifaka)
Lineage: Eukaryota; Metazoa; Chordata; Mammalia; Primates; Indriidae
Gene: WARS1
Product: tryptophanyl-tRNA synthetase
Exons: 10
Coding region: 233-1669 (478 amino acids)
Biological process (GO): tryptophanyl-tRNA aminoacylation
Cellular component (GO): cytoplasm
Molecular function (GO): tryptophan-tRNA ligase activity; ATP binding
Source: RefSeq, a predicted model, not a curated record
GAAAGGUGGGGUAUACAAGAAAGAAAGAGAAGAGCCUUGUUUAAAAAGGAAACUGAAAGAAAGAGGGGAAGAGUAUUAAAGACCACUUCUGGCUGGGCAGGGCAUUCAUAGCUGCUCGACUGCCCAGCGUGACCAGUGGCCACCUCUGCAGUGUCCCCCACAACCUAGUCUUGUCUCAACUGCUGGACAAAUCCUCUGACGCCCUAGCCAGUUGCGAACCUGGUCCUGAAAGAUGGCAGACAUGCCCAACGGCGAGCCCUGUGCCUCUCCGCUGGAGCUGUUCAACAGCAUCACUACUCAAGGGGAGCUCGUGCGGUCCCUCAAAGCCGGAAAGGCACCAAAGGAUGAAAUUGAUGCUGCAGUGAAGAUGUUGCUGUCCUUAAAAAUGAGCUACAAAGCUGCCAUGGGGGAGGAUUAUAAGGCUGACUGCCCUCCGAGGAACCCAAUGUCUGAGAGUAACUGUGUCUCGGAUCCCACAGAAGCCGAAGAGGAUUUCGUGGACCCGUGGACAGUACAGACAAGCAGCGCAAAAGGCAUCGACUACGACAAGCUCAUUGUUCGAUUUGGAAGCAGUAAAAUUGACAAAGAGCUGAUAAACCGAAUACAGAGAGCCACUGGCCAGAAACCACACCGCUUCCUGCGCAGAGGCAUCUUCUUCUCACACAGAGACAUGAACCAGGUUCUCAACGCCUAUGAAACUAAGCAGCCGUUUUAUCUCUACACGGGCAGAGGCCCCUCUUCUGAAGCAAUGCAUGUGGGUCACCUCAUCCCGUUCAUCUUUACUAAGUGGCUACAGGAUGUGUUUAAUGUGCCCUUGGUCAUCCAGAUGACGGAUGAUGAGAAGUACCUGUGGAAGGAUCUGACCCUGGACCAGGCCUACGGUUAUGCCGUGGAGAACGCCAAGGACAUCAUUGCCUGCGGCUUUGACAUCAACAAGACUUUCAUCUUCUCUGACCUCGACUACAUGGGGAUGAGCCCAGGCUUCUACAAGAACGUGGUGAAGAUUCAGAAGCACGUUACCUUCAACCAAGUGAAAGGCAUUUUCGGCUUCACCGACAGUGACUGCAUCGGGAAGAUCAGCUUUCCUGCCAUCCAGGCUGCUCCCUCCUUCAGCAGCUCAUUCCCACAGAUCUUCGGAGACAGGACGGACAUCCAGUGCCUUAUCCCAUGUGCCAUCGACCAGGAUCCUUACUUUAGAAUGACCAGGGACGUCGCCCCCAGGAUCGGCUAUCCUAAACCAGCCCUGCUGCACUCGACCUUCUUCCCUGCCCUACAGGGUGCCCAGACCAAAAUGAGUGCCAGCGACCCCAACUCCUCCAUCUUCCUCAUUGACACCGCCAAGCAGAUCAAGACCAAGGUCAAUAAGCAUGCAUUUUCUGGAGGGAGAGACACCAUCGAGGAGCACAGGCAGUUUGGGGGCAACUGUGAUGUGGACGUGUCUUUCAUGUACCUGACCUUCUUCCUCGAGGAUGACGACCAGCUCGAGCAGAUCAGGAAGGUGAGAACGGGAGCCCUGAGGGUCUGGUCAGUCUCGGCCUCUGACACCACCCCCCCAACUCACUCACACGGGGCCUGGAGGCUCCCAAGCUGGGCAUUAAGGGGUCCCUGGAGCUUCCUCAGUGUCUGGGCCUUAGGAACAGGUGCUCAACUAAAACGAGAUGAAAACUGAGUAGGGUCACUCAUGUUUUUUAAUCAUAUACCGAAAAACCU